AUGGAGAGCCAACUGUUUUACGACAGCGGUCUCACCCGUGCAGACCAUAUUGUGCUGAAAAAUUUGGAGAACGACAUCAUCAAGAGACGGGAGGCUCGCUCGGAACUAUCUAAAGCUGACAAUGACUGGCACCAUGUCUCAGCAGAGGCCCAGGCUGAACCGCAAGACGAAAAGGACUCAAUUGAGGCUACCAAGGACAUUGCUCUCCUCAAGUCUCUGAGAAACCCCAACGAUGCUCACUUUGAGCCAACCAUAUUUGUAUCCAUUGACGACCUUCCAAAUCGUCUUCCCAAGUCUGUCAACAAUCUUGUGCUACAGCCAUUCGUUCGUUGGGCCAGGAAAACAGCCCGAUAUGACACGGAUGUGGUGAUGAUUGUGCAUUUAAUACUCUACUUUACCACCUCAGUACCAAGUGCAAUCCUUCUGUUCCGGAACUUCAAUCUCAUCCACGGAUGCAUCCAUGCUGUCAUGCAGGUAUACUAUGUUGGCACCUACACCCUUAUGAUGCAUCAGCACAUUCACCAGCGGGGAAUUCUGUCCAAGAAGUACGCCCUGUUUGACAGGCUAUUUCCGUACAUCACGGAUCCUUUGAUGGGACACACGUGGAACUCAUACUUCUACCACCAUGUCAAGCACCACCACAUCGAAGGCAACGGUCCAGAUGACCUGUCCUCCACGAUCCGCUACCAACGGGACGAUAUCUUCCAUUUCCUUCACUACGUGGGGCGUUUCUUUUUCCUCGUCUGGCUGGACCUUCCAUUGUACUUUAUGCAAAAGCGUCGCUGGGGACUGGCUUUACGAGCGGCGGGCUGGGAAUUCGGCACCUAUUUCUUCUAUUAUUCCAUGGCAACAUUUGUAAACAAAUCAGCCACCUUUUUUGUGUACAUCAUCCCUUUCUUGCUGAUGAGACUGGGAUUGAUGGCGGGCAAUUGGGGUCAGCAUGCCUUUGUCGAUCCCGACGAGCCGGACUCUGACUAUCGAUCAAGUAUCACCUUGGUGGAUGUUGCAAGCAAUCGAUUCUGCUUCAAUGAUGGCUAUCAUACUUCACACCAUCUCAACCCGCUCAGGCAUUGGCGGGAUCACCCAAUCUCUUUCUUGGAGCAGCGGAAGACCUAUGGCAAAGAAGGAGCAAUCCUAUUUCACAACAUUGACUUCUUGAUGAUCACUUACCGACUGAUGGUAAAGGAUUAUGAAACCCUUGCCAAGUGUAUGGUUCCCCUUGGAGCUCAAGCAGAUCUCACGAUGGAGGGUCGAAUCAAGUAUUUGAAGAGCUUGACGCGCAAGUUUUCCGAAGAAGAAAUCCAGAAGAAAUUCAAAAAGCAGUCCUAACAUUCCACAUCGGCUAUUAUAACGGUGUUGGCACUGAAUCCGUUCUAAUACUCAUUGAUGUGGAUCUGCUUGCCCGAUUACUUGGAGAAAUAUGGUUGUAUGAUAGGCAGAAGAUCACCUUCCGAGGCAUUGAGAGCGCUCUGAUAGAAAGGAUAUAUCUGGUUAAAGCUGUACGGUAUUAUGGUUGGCUCACUGGGUUACUUAUUGCAUAUGAUUGCAAGUAAUGGCGGCGUUUUGGCAUAAGGAUGAUACGGAAUGGCCCUUGGAUUGAAUCAACACAUUGAU
This is a messenger RNA of Trichoderma asperellum CBS 433.97, 1614 nucleotides long. RefSeq lists its product as uncharacterized. The record is from RefSeq and is a predicted model, not a curated record. Gene Ontology annotation, biological process: lipid metabolic process. NCBI's taxonomy places the organism in Eukaryota, Fungi, Ascomycota, Sordariomycetes, Hypocreales, Hypocreaceae.